CGAACUUCAAUUCCUCUGGAGUUGUCUCUCAUUUCACAGACCCAUAGACAGACAAACAUGAUUUUCGAAACCGGAAUUCAAAUUCGACAAAAUGAUAUCUUCUCACACGAGCUCAUCUGAUUCUGAAGGCGCCACCACCUGAACUGAAGGCCGUUUAUACACAGCUGACCAUGAUGAUUCUCCGGCUCUGCGAACAACAUCAGAUGAGAUCUCGCCGUCACCCACACUCCUAGGUAGAAUCGAAUCCCCCAGUCUAUGCCGUCUGCAGCUUCACGUUGCCAUUGCUGCAGCUUCACAGCUCCAAUCCGCCGUUCAAAUUCGCUCCCUCUUCCGCGCCGUAGCACCACCCUGCCCCCGCCGAUCCUCCAUGGCCGCCGGCGCGUGGCCGGCGGCCGCCGUGGUACGCGCAGCCGUGCGCACGCUCGGGCGCUUCCUCCCCCGCACCUAUACCCACUCCACCACCACCACCGCCACCACCACCACCGCGGCGACUGCAUCAGCCGCCGUCUCCUCUCCGGCGCACAGCCUCGACGACUACAACCGCCUCCUGGCCGCGCUCGCCCGCGACGGCGACGGCGACGGGGCGCUCCGCGUGCUCCGCCGCAUGCGCCACGCCUCCUCCUCCCCGGCCUGCGACCCCACCGCCGACUCCUACAUCUCCGCCAUGUCGGCCCUCUCCAAGGCCGGGCGCCCGGCCGAUGCCGCGGCGCUCUUCGACGACAUGCUCGCCCACGGCGUCGUGCCCAACCGCCCCGCAUUCUCCGUCCUCCUCCACAUCUACUCCUCCCUCCUCCACCUCCCCUCCGCCGCCCACUCUGUGCUCCUUUGGAUGUCCCGCCUCGGCUUCCGGCCCAACCCCAUCGACUACACCGACCUCAUCUUCUCCUUCUGCCGCGCCGGCCGCCUCCCGGACGCGCUCCACCUGUUCGACGAAAUGCGCGCGCUCAAAUACCCGCUCACCCCACACACCUACGCGCCCAUCCUCAAGGCCUACUGCGCCAGCGGCGAUAUCCAAGCCGCUGACGCGCUAAUCAGUUCCAUGCGCUUAUCUGGGUGCCACCCCGACGUCGUCAUUUACAACAUAUACAUACACGGGCUAUGUAAGGUAGGGGAUUUCGAUGCCGUGGAGAGGAUUAUCGAAGAGAGUAGCCGAAACGGGUGGGUGCCAGACGCAGUCACAUACAGCACCUUCAUUGCUGGGCUUUGCCGAUCUGGAUAUGUCGAAGAUGCUUUCCGGCAGCUGGAGAUCAUGGUAGCAAAGGGGCUACAGCUGACAGUGGUUGGUCUGAACAUACUGUUGGAUUAUGCUGGGCAGGAUCUGGAUAUGUGGGUAAGCAAGGAGGUGCUGGAGAGAUGCGAAGAGCUGGGCUUUGAGGUCGAUGUUGUGACCUACAACACAGUCAUGGAUCAUUUCUGCAAGAAGAUGAAAUGGCUGCGUGUCCUAAAGUUAUUCACGGAUCUGCUCAAGAAGCCCAUAACACCCAACGUGCAGACAUACAACAUUUUGAUUUCAUGCCUAUGCCGAGCCGGCAAGUUUCAGCUUGCCGAGUUCGUGUUCAGCUGCAAUGGGUUUGUGGCAGACACCGUUACUUGUAACAUUUUGAUCCAUGAGUUCUAUGGUGCUGGAAAGGAGGGUGAGCUUGGCUUCUUGUUCUCUGAUGUGAAUGCAGGGAAAAUUGCCCCAGAUACAAUUACAUACAAUACUCUGGUUGAUUGUUUCUUUAGGUCUGGGAAGAGGUCUGAGGCUGCCAAUUUGGUCAGGCACACUGAUGAUGGUUACCCUGCAGAACCAGUAGCACAUUUGGCAUAUUGGUUGUUCAGGAGUGGAAAUGAUAGAGAGGCUUUGAGGCUGUUUGAUGAUAUACUAGCAAAAGGAGUUCCUUUAGAUAGUAGGGUUUUUGCUAAUGUGAUCAAGGCAUUUUGCAGAAGGGGUCCUGUAGUGGAAUGCAGAGACAUGACACAGCUGUGUUCUGUAUUGGAUAGGCUGCUUGGAAUCGGUUGAUCCUUCUCUUGCAUGCGAAAACGCCUGUAGCUCUGCUGAUUCUCUCUAUCUAAUUUACAUGGCAUUGCCCUCAUUUUUGAACUUGCACUGUUGUAUGUAGGAAACAGCAAUUGUUUUUUCUUGCUUUGUUGAGAAAGCAACAGUAAUUGAAAUUAAAACCCAUAUUUGGUUUUCUUUA
Brachypodium distachyon (stiff brome) is the source of this 2180-nucleotide messenger RNA. Its product is annotated as pentatricopeptide repeat-containing protein At1g12300, mitochondrial. Lineage: Eukaryota; Viridiplantae; Streptophyta; Magnoliopsida; Poales; Poaceae. Bases 368 to 2002 code for a protein of 544 amino acids. The transcript has a single exon. Gene Ontology annotation, molecular function: protein binding. The record is from RefSeq and is a predicted model, not a curated record.